AUGUCUUUACAAAAACUUACUGCAGAGUUAUAUUCACUUUUUGCCAAAGAAGAUUAUCAAGGCUGUCAGCAGUUGCUUGCUCCAAUUAAACUAGAAUUAGUUAAGCAUGAUUUAUUGGUUCCUUUACCAUCCAACACCACUGAUAAAAACCAAAUCAAUGAUUUGAGAAUUGCCCAAAGAAUUUUGGAAAUUGGAGCGUUAUCGUCAUUAUUGACCAACAACUAUUCAGGUUUCGAGAAUUAUUUUGCCCAGUUGAGACCAUUUUAUGCCAAUCCCAAGUUGCAUAAUUUGCAAAAAGUUCAUAUCAAUACCGACAUAACAAAGAUCACUUCCUUAUACUUGUUAUACUUGUUGAGUCAGGGGUUGAUUUCAAAAUUUCAUGUUGAGCUAGAAGUGAUUUACAAUUCAUCGCAAUAUGAUGUUCAACAAGACAAGUAUUUACAAUUUCCAAUAAAUUUAGAAAGUAAUUUAAUGGAAGGUAAUUACAUAAAAAUCUGGAAGUUAUUAAAAGAAGAGAAAAACCUACCAUGUCAGGAAUACACACAUUUUGUUGAUACUUUGAUAAACGCUUUACGUUUUGAAAUUGCCAAAUCUUUAGAGAAAACUUACGACUCAAUUCCAAUUUCUAAUUGCAAGAAUUUAUUAUAUUUACCACAAGAAUUGUCAGAUUCCAACUUUGAGAAAACCUUAAAGGAAACUUACCAAGUUGAUAAUUGGAAAUUUGAGGAUGGUGUCAUAUACUUUGCUAAGAAUGAAAACGAAACCGAUGCCGACAACCAGUCAGUUAUAAAGAAUUUAUUGGGAUACGCUGAACAAAUCGAAUCCAUUGUAUAA
This is a messenger RNA of Candida dubliniensis CD36, 834 nucleotides long. RefSeq names its product proteasome regulatory particle lid subunit. The transcript has a single exon. Lineage: Eukaryota; Fungi; Ascomycota; Pichiomycetes; Serinales; Debaryomycetaceae. Gene Ontology annotation, cellular component: nucleus; cytosol; proteasome regulatory particle, lid subcomplex. Bases 1 to 834 code for a protein of 277 amino acids. The record is from RefSeq and is a predicted model, not a curated record. Gene Ontology annotation, biological process: proteasome-mediated ubiquitin-dependent protein catabolic process.